This is a messenger RNA of Thelazia callipaeda (thelaziosis nematode), 1425 nucleotides long. The record is from the annotation of a GenBank genome assembly. Lineage: Eukaryota; Metazoa; Nematoda; Chromadorea; Rhabditida; Thelaziidae.
AUGAUCCAAGUUGGGAGUCAUGUAAUAAUUCAAAAAAUGGGUGGUGAACAUAUUCGAGUGUGCAAGAUUUCUCGGAGGGCGAAGAUUUUGAUUGAGAAAUUGCGAUUUGAAAUCGAUGGUGCAAUUGACCAGCCAUAUGGAUUGUUUGAGGCAGAUUGUGCUACAAGCUCAUCGCCCAAAUCAAAUGGCGUCACUAAUACUGCGGUAGUUUCGAAAUCAUUGACCGAUGAGAUAGGAAACGUGAAUAUAGCUCAAGCAAGGCAGACAGUUACGCAAGACGAAAUCAUUAAAAUGAAAGAUACAGGCGUACCUGCGGAGCAGUUGAUUGCCAGAUUAGUCGAUGGUAGCACAUCAUUUUCAGAACGGACAAUUUAUUCACAAAAUAAAUAUAUCAACAAAAAAGCAAAGAAACACUCCGAUCACGUUUAUCUUUUGAGACCGACGUUACGUCUUGUUGCUGAAUCUUAUUAUAAGAAAGAUCCUGAAAGGGUUGCACAUCUUAGAGUGGAUUUGUUGUCUCAUAUUUUGACACUAAGUGGUAUUCAUUCUGGUUCACGUUGUAUUGUUUUUGAUCAGUGUUUGGGUUUGUUAACGUGCGCUGUAUUAACUCGUCUUGGUGGUUCAGGAGCUUGUAUUCAUUUGCAUCGCGGAAGUAUAGCACAAGCAAUACCAUGUGUUGAUAGUAUGGAUUUUGAUAAAAAAACAAGUUCGGUUUUUAUGCCGCUGUGCAUAUCCAGUUUACUGAAAGGAUGCGAGGAAAAGCUUGACGAAAAUAAGGAUUUUGCUGUGAAACAUUUACCCACAGUUUGUCGAAAUGAUAAGUGUCUAGAAAAAGAAAUGGAAGUAGGUGAGGAAAUCUUGAAUGGGAAAGAGGAAAUUGCUGACAAACAAAGAAAGCAGGAAGAUAGCAAAGAUGUCGAAGUGAGUGUUGGAGUGGUGUUUUUCUGUUCAUUCUGCAAUAUUGUGUCUGAUCCCUUUGAGAAAAAAGCAGAAAGACAGCGGUUGCAACGCCAAGCUUGGCAGCUAAUGCAAAAUGCCGAUAUUGAAAUAUUAUUUAUUGCUACUAGAAGUGUAAAUCCAGUAGAUAUCUUGGAGCGAACAUGGUCAUCGUUACGAUUAUCGUCAACAGUUGUUGUUUAUUGUCCAUUUGCUGAGGAUCAACUGUUCAUCUUUUACUGUGUUAAUCAGUAUUUGAUUUUUAAAGAUUUUUAUAAAGUUUUAGAUCUAUCCUACUUCUGUUCGCUUUUGCAGCCCCUUUUCUGGACGUACCAUUGGUUAAAGUCGAAGAACGCGGUUCAGGUGCAUGUUGUGGACGCAUUCUAUCGCAGCCAUCAAGUACUACAAGAUCGUUCUCAUCCAAUUAUGCAGCAGUUCAUUACAGGUGGUUUCAUACUAUCUGCCAUCAAAGUAGAACAACGAUGUUGA